Molecule: messenger RNA, 1179 nt
Organism: Ogataea parapolymorpha DL-1
Lineage: Eukaryota; Fungi; Ascomycota; Pichiomycetes; Pichiales; Pichiaceae
Exons: 1
Coding region: 1-1179 (392 amino acids)
Biological process (GO): transmembrane transport; sulfite transmembrane transport
Cellular component (GO): plasma membrane
Molecular function (GO): sulfite transmembrane transporter activity
Source: RefSeq, a predicted model, not a curated record
AUGGCAUCUUCUCUCUCAUCAUUUGAGACCAAGACGACGGUACCUCCGUCUCGGAUUGGGACAUUCUUCGAUGACGUGCUCGCAAAUUUCCACCCCAUCUACUUCGUCAUCAAUAUGGGACUGGGUAUCACAAGCUUGGUGAUGUACAACUUUCCGAUCGAGCAGGUCCGUGUGGGGAUGAGAUACAUGGGCAUCGUGUACUUUUUCAUUGAUCUCGUUGCAUUUAUCAUCAUCCACGCUCUUUUUUUCCUGCGCUACUUUGUGCUAUUCAACCGCUACGACCGUGUCUCAUUUUGGGGGCUGCUCAAAGACCACCGACUCAGCGUGUUCCUUGGAGCAGAGGUCAUGGGGUUCGGCUCGUUGAUCAACAUGAUCCGAUAUUUGAGGCCAGAAUGGACGCUUUUCACGUACACGCUCUGGUGGAUCCAGGUAGCUCUCAGUCUGUUUUGUGCCUGGGGAGUCACGUUUCUAAUGAUGGCCGUGAACAACCUCGAUGCAAGCGAUCUCAACGCCACCAUUCUUCUCCCCGUUGUCACCCUGACAGUUGCUUCUUCCACGGGCUCUAUUGUGAGCGGCAAACUCGACUCUGCCAGCUGGAAGCUUUCUUCCGAGAUCGUCACAUUCAUGCUCUUAAGCAACGCUCUUCUGCUUGCUUUCCCGCUCCUAUCUGUCUAUUUUUACAAACUACUCACAUCAGGCCUGCCCUCAAAAUCUAGCAUCUACUCAUGUUUCAUCCCUAUCGGCAUGCUGGGACAGGGUGCGUUUGCCAUGCUGCUCAAUUUCCAACAAUUGGCCGAUCUCCUCCAAAACGAGCCAGCACUCAUCAAGGUCACAGCCUUGCUCAGCCAAGAGUCUCUGCAAGUAGUGGCGGCACUGCUUCAGCUUGGAUCCGUCUACGUGGCCAUGUCUCUCGUUUCAAUGGGCAUCUGCGUUACCAUGAUAGCCAUUUUCGGGGUUCUUAAAUACGGCCUCAUACAUAGCUGGUCAAAGACGCUUUGGGCAUCGACGUUCCCGCUGGGGACCAUGGCUAUUUCCCAGUCAGAGCUGUACCGCCUUACCGGCUGGCUGGGCUUCCAAAUCACAAGCACCAUUUACUCAUUUGCAUUGAUCGCAGUCACAACAUAUUGUCUGCUAAAUACCUGCAUUUUCGAAAUACCUAUUCGAAAGCAUGACGUUUGA